AUGCAAAGCUUAACAAGUGAUGAACUUAUGUGCCGCUCAGCUUCUGUAUCCACAUCUGGAGCAACACCAAUGGUAAAUGAUUACUCAAGGUCGAAUUUAAGUUCAUCAGAGUCUUUCUUAGAAUCUCCUCUUGGAACACCACUUUCAACAAGAGGAUCCACUCCCUUGCCAUCAUCUUUUGCGAGGGACGCUAUGGAGGCUGAGUUUUCAGACGAAAGUGAUGAUGAAUUACAAGAUUGGUCUAUGCUAAAUAGCUUUUCAAAGAAGGGUAUGAAAGACAUGGAACCAUUAUUAACCGAUGCCGAUAUUCAUCAAUUAUCAGCAUAUGAUCAGAAUAAACUUAACAAGGCUAGGAAUAUGAGAUUUAAUGCGCUAGCAGUAAAAAGAGGUGCCAUUGUGAAUUUGGAGAAUUUAAAGGCAAGUACAAUAUAUAUAAAUAAAGACGAUCAUAAUGACCUUUUCAUGCUUCAACCGAAAGGGAAAUUUUUAGAGACUAUGGGAUUUAUUGACAACCAAAAUGUUUGCCAUUUUGGGUUUGAGGAGGUUUUGUAUCUAGUUGAGAGGGGUAGUUGUAUGUUGAAAUUCUGGGAUCCUAAUAACGGUGAAAAUAACAAGAUAUAUGAUAAAAUGCCACCUCUGAGCUUGCAAGUAGCUUAUUCUAUUUUGGUUAAAAGUGAGGAGCAGUUGACCCAGUAUCUAGUAUAUUCUAUUCUAAAACGUGAUGGCUACAUCAUUACAAGACAUGAAGAAUUUGGAGGAUUAAUAUCUGGUAAGAAAUCCGAAAUACUCAAACCUGCAGAUGAACUCUUCAAGAACGUAAGAAUGAGUUUUUGGACUCGAUUACUAGUUAGUGUAUCUGAUUUUUUCGGUAUUAGGUUCCCAUUCAAAUUGGCUUUUUCAUAUUUCAAUAUUUUCACAUUUUUGCAUUCAAAAAUAUGGAAGCAAUCCAUGAGUAUCUCCGACCUUCCCAGAAUACAAGCUGACAUUAAUGAACCAAGUAAAGUGCAUAAAAUAUCAUUUAAUGUUUGGAAGCCUUCUCCAAACUUUAAGAAGAAAAAUCCGCCUUUACCUGAUUAUCAGAUUUCGAUAUUUAAAGCUGCUGAGAAAAUACCUAAAUACUCUGAAAUAAGAUCUUUACUUGAAAGAGCAAGAUCAAACCCUGAUACUUACAAGCCAAAACCAAAGACCAGGGCCAAAAACAAACAGAGAGAUGAAGAUAAGAAAGAAAUGGGAAAAACUAGGACAAAGUCUCUCGAUUCAAGCUGGGAUUAUUCUAAAGGCAUAGACAUGGCUGCACUCAAGUCUGACCCAAAUAGGAUAACUUUGGCUAUAGUUGAUAAUACAACGGUGAAUUUUAUUACACUUUCCCACGUUAGUUUUGUCGCUCAAGGUCCUGUUUGGAGAGAUCACUGGGUUACUUGGCGUCCACCUGCACGUAAAAAUAAUAAACGAAACACGAAAAAAAGACUGGAUAAAAAUCCCAAACAGCUAUCGAUCAACACCGAAGAGAGUAACCUUCUUUCACGAGGAAGCGAAAGUCAGAAAUUACAAAUGGAUGCCAAUUUUGACGAGGUUCCUGCCACAGCCCCUUUUUAA
Molecule: messenger RNA, 1596 nt
Organism: Pichia kudriavzevii
Lineage: Eukaryota; Fungi; Ascomycota; Pichiomycetes; Pichiales; Pichiaceae
Exons: 1
Coding region: 1-1596 (531 amino acids)
Biological process (GO): tRNA-type intron splice site recognition and cleavage
Cellular component (GO): tRNA-intron endonuclease complex
Source: RefSeq, a predicted model, not a curated record